CUGCAAGUGCCCCAACAUUAGUAAUUAAAUUCCAAAAGUUUAAUUUAUCGAUGGUGUAGUAAAAUCUAAUGUCCAGAUUGUGUUUCCUUUCCGAUAAAGUGAGAAACACGUGAAAAUUAUGAAGGACAGGAGCAAAGCCGAGCAGAUAAAAUUUUAGGAGUACAUUUAAUAGAUUGGAGCGGAAUUUCUUGACUUGGCUUUUUAAACGCAUCACUCUUUUUUAAGUAACUCUUUUCAUCCCUUCAACAAAAAAAAAAAACAUAAAGGAAGGAUUUUUAGACCGCUGCGCCGAUCUCAUCCCUUCUCGCUUCGCGAUUGCUCGAGGCAGCUGGAUCAAGAUGUCGUCCCCCAGCAAGCGCCGCGAGAUGGACCUGAUGAAGCUGUAGAUCUUUUGAACAACGAACGGAUGAUGAAUGACUACAAGGUGGAGAUGGUGAACGAUGGGAUGCAGGAAUUCUUCGUGAAUUUCCACGGCCCCAACGAGAGCCUUUAUCAAGGAGGGAUCUGGAGGGUAAGGGUGGAACUGCCAGAUGCAUAUCCUUACAAAUCUCCAUCCAUUGGAUUUGUCAAUAAGAUAUAUCAUCCUAAUGUGGAUGAAAUGUCUGGUUCAGUUUGUUUGGAUGUAAUCAACCAAACUUGGAGUCCCAUGUUUGAUCUUGUUAAUGCAUUUGAGGUUUUCCUUCCGCAACUUCUUUUAUAUCCAAAUCCUUCAGACCCAUUGAAUGGGGAGGCUGCAGCAUUAAUGAUGCGGGAUCGACCUGCUUAUGAGCAGAAAGUGAAAGAAUACUGUCAGAAAUACGCAAAGCCUGAAGACGUAGAUGCUACUCAAGGAGAUAAAUCAAGUGAUGAAGAGCUGAGUGAAGCUGAAUACGAUUCUAGUGAUGAACCACUGGUCGGGAAACCUGAUUAGCACUGUCUGUUGAUUGUAAAUUUUCUCAGGCGAAAAUUUUUUAUGAAACCGAAUUAAUCAACUGCAAGUUUAAUAAACUGGAUCCGGAGUGAAAAAAAAAAAAUGCAAGCACACCCUUGAAUAUGAUCAUCAUCAAUUGCCAUUUAAUCCUUUA
Messenger RNA from Zingiber officinale, 1064 nucleotides. RefSeq names its product ubiquitin-conjugating enzyme E2-23 kDa-like. The coding region runs from base 407 to 910 and encodes 167 amino acids. Gene Ontology annotation, biological process: protein polyubiquitination; ubiquitin-dependent protein catabolic process. Gene Ontology annotation, cellular component: nucleus. Lineage: Eukaryota; Viridiplantae; Streptophyta; Magnoliopsida; Zingiberales; Zingiberaceae. The record is from RefSeq and is a predicted model, not a curated record. The transcript is spliced from 6 exons. Gene Ontology annotation, molecular function: ubiquitin conjugating enzyme activity.